AUUUUAUUUAAAAGAUUAAAUUAAUUUGUAAAUAUUUUAGAAAUGAAAUACAAAUCCUAAAUUCAUUAGGAUUAAAUUUGAAAUCACAAAUUAAGUCCUAAAUAAUUUAUAACUUCUUAUAGUCGGUUUUAUUAGUUCAAGUGCUCCACAGAAACCACUAGAUAAGCGACCGAUCGUCGUAAAUGCUUGACUUAAAUUCGACUCAAAAACCUCAUGAUCACUUCACUCACUCAAAUCAAACUCAGAUUCUGAACAAACCUAAUUUCAAGCACAAGAACUGAAAAAUGCUGCAGACAAGGGUUUGGAGAUUUGUGGCAUGCCUAUGGGUAAAUGACGGCCAAAUACACGGAUAAAUCAAUAUGCUGUAGAUGAUUACUGCCCCUCAUAUGGUUUCAACAAGAACAUUGAAGAGAGGAUCACCACUUGGCAUGUAUGGCCUUGAAGCUCAUCCAGUAACUGCUCAAAAGAAGGGACUGAUAGAAAAAGAUGGUAGCCAUCAUCGAAUUUGUUCAAUGCAUCCAUCUCCAACUCUUGAAAAGGUAGAUAUAGUUGUUUAUCCAGAUGCAUCAUUGGGUAGAAAUCAUGUUCUUUUUUCUUUUAAUGUUUCAACAGCUGAGUUUUCUAGAGUGGAUGAAAGUAGGGGAAGUGAUAGUUUUCUUGUAGAGUCCUCAAUAUCUGUGCAUACUGAUAGUUGUAGAUCCUCUGUUGGUAGUUGUAGUGCUAUGGGCGAUGAUUAUCAAAAUUUUCCCUUUAGGUUUUCUACACCACACAGUAACAAUAUAGAGGAUUGCUGUAGUGAUGCUGAAUCAUCUUCUAGAGUGGAUUAUGCGACUGAAGGAUGUCCACUUUCUUUAGAUGAGCGAUUGGGAGUAGAAUUCUACAGGUCAGAAUUAUCUACAUAUUGUUGAGAAUUUGUAUGCUUCGGGGCCUUUGCGUUGGGAAGAUGAAGCAACAUUGACAAAUCUACGUCGUACGGUUCAUAUUUCAGAUGGGGAGCAUUUGAUGGUGCAAAGAAAUUUGUUACCUGCUAAUAGUAUGCUUCUUGUCAGCUGACCUGAUUUAGUCUCUUUUUUCUCUUCUAAUAUAUUUUCCUUAAUUGAUGUCAAGAUGUUGUAAGGAAUGAAUGGCAUGAA
Molecule: messenger RNA, 1133 nt
Organism: Hevea brasiliensis (rubber tree)
Lineage: Eukaryota; Viridiplantae; Streptophyta; Magnoliopsida; Malpighiales; Euphorbiaceae
Exons: 2
Coding region: 369-908 (179 amino acids)
Source: RefSeq, a predicted model, not a curated record